GAAAACAAUGACUUUGCACCCACUUCUCUCGGUAAAAGUACCACACACACUUUUUUUGUGAGUGUAUUUUAAGUCUCUUUGUCCCUCUUUCUUUCUCUUCAUCCAUAUUGGUUCUUCUUAAUCAACCCUCUCCCUCCUUUAAAUAUGAAAUAAACACACACACACACCAAAAAAAAAAAAGAAGCAUCAUGAAGAAGAUCAAUCUAUUACUCCGAAAAUGCAAGAGUUUGUCAAGGCAGCUAGGAAGAUCUUCAUCUUAUAGCAGCCUGAGGUCAAAAUCCACAAAAGAAGACAUAUGGGGGGGUGGACAUGGAAUGCAAGAAGAUGAAAAUUGUGAAACUAUAUUUGUUGGCAGCACAAGGAAACGGUACAUAAUCAGCAAAAAGUAUCUGAACCAUCCUCUUCUGAAUGCACUAAUCAACAAGUCAAAGCAAAUUAAGAAGGACAGUGAUGAAAGUAGUGUGUUGGUGGUCAACUGUGAGGUGGUUCUCUUUGAUCAUCUAUUGUGGAUGCUAGAAAAUGCAGAUCCCAAGUUUAGUUCUGAGUCUUUGGAGGAAUUGGCUGAACUCUAUGUGUUUUGAUAGUUUUAUUCAAAGUGGCAGAUUGCAAAGGCCUAAUGUAAUUAAUUAAGUAUGUUGGGUUGUGCCUGCAUUUUGCAAAAUGUAAUGGUUGAGAAUCCUUUUUGUUUUACUUUAUUAUAAGUGCAUUAAAUGGUUCUGCAAUUGCAUAGCUGAUUUAUGUUCUAAGUUCUAACUCAUUGGAUUUUUCUUUUUCAAGAGCCAUAUAUAUGCUUUGCUUUUGUUAAA
This is a messenger RNA of Glycine soja, 806 nucleotides long. RefSeq names its product auxin-responsive protein SAUR78. The transcript has a single exon. Gene Ontology annotation, biological process: response to auxin. Lineage: Eukaryota; Viridiplantae; Streptophyta; Magnoliopsida; Fabales; Fabaceae. The record is from RefSeq and is a predicted model, not a curated record. Bases 189 to 581 code for a protein of 130 amino acids.